Stegostoma tigrinum is the source of this 2159-nucleotide messenger RNA. RefSeq names its product chromosome 3 C9orf85 homolog (gene c3h9orf85). Lineage: Eukaryota; Metazoa; Chordata; Chondrichthyes; Orectolobiformes; Stegostomatidae. The record is from RefSeq and is a predicted model, not a curated record. The transcript is spliced from 4 exons. Bases 602 to 1123 code for a protein of 173 amino acids.
AGCAGCGCGUAUGUAGGCUCGGGGGGCAAGAAGGCCAGUUUGGACGCAAUCCGACCAGGGCAGGGAGGGCAGCAGAACAGGCAGCACAGCUCACUCAGAGACAGGUUAUUCAUGGCGAGGAUGUGAGAAUGUGGUAAGAUCCCCACCCUCAGUCAAAUAAAUAAAUAAAUAAUUCCAGUGACUGCAGAGUUCAACAUGAAACUUUGUACAGUAAAUUCUCACAGGCGAUGAAAUCUGGUGCAGAACAUGAUCAACCCGACAAUAAAAGACACUGAUUUAAGCAGAUGGAUAAAAUGCAGUAAAAAAAACAACCCGAUUUGUGUUGUGCAAAAGAUUUCCCACGCCUCAUCGAUCCAAGUGGACGCAAAGGGACAGAAUCGGUGUGUAAACUUCAGCCGAGGAUGGGAGUCAUUGAUUAAGGAAAAUAAGGGGAGAAGCUCUCCCUCUCUGCGUCCUCAGGACAGGAGAAAGGAGGCACCGAAUUAAUCGACAACACAGGGUUCCCGCUCCGUUCGUCUCUCCCCACCUUCUCAGGCAAUGAUUCGGCGAUAUUUCCUCAACAACCUGCUGCUACGACGGGAUUCAGAAGAGACUAAAUGCAAUGGUGCAUAAAGGUGUCUGUAAACAUUGUAAGGAAGUGUUAGAAUGGAAAAUAAAAUACAACAAAUAUAAGCCACUUGGUCAAGCUCGGAAAUGUGUUAAAUGCCUUCAGAAAACAGUGAAGGACUCUUACCACAUUAUGUGUAAACCCUGUGCUUUCAAAUUGGAGCUCUGCGCCAAAUGUGGGAAGAAAGAAGAGAUUGUGAAUCCAUUGGCUUCUGAGGACUAUCAACAAGAAAACAGCAAUGUUGAAAUAAACUUAAGAACGAGAAGCAGACUAAAUGGCAGAAAGGAGGAUGGUGAUGACGAUGAUGACGACAAUGAUGACAGUAUUGCUGACUCUGAUUUUGAUACUGAUGACAGCAAUGAUGUAAAAGAUGCAAGUGAUUUCAUUCAAUCCUCUUUAACUCCUCUACACGUUCCACAUGUGGAUGCAGCAUUGUAUAAAAACAAAUUAUCAAAGGCUGAAGGAACUGAGGCACAUAACGUGCUUGAUAUUUCUGUCUUGACUUUGGAUGCAUGAUAGAUUGCAAUUGUAACAUUCCAAUGUAAGUUACAAUAAUAUCUCAGGAUUUUGCAUAAUUUGUGAAUCCUGUUGAAUUUUUGCUUGACUAGCAUGAGAUAGUGCUAGGACACACGAAUGUGAUAAAUAUUAAACUAACAUCUUGUAAAUCAGAAUUGUAAGAGCAAACCAUUGAUAGAUGUAACUUGUGUUUGACUGAUGUGUUUUGCUGUUCUAGUUUUGACAGAAUAUACAUUGACAUCAUUAUCACCUUAUUUAUGGAAAUAUUGCCAGUUGGCACUAACCCCCUCAAUGGCUACAUUGUGACAUAAGUGACCAUGUAAUUGUGACCUAAUUCAUUCUUUACAGUGUAAUAUUGUUUAUAUACAGCUGAUUAAAAAUAAACAUGUUGUCAAAAGUUUUUAUUCUGUACUCAGCAGGGCAUAUACAGGAAUGUGAGAUUUCAAAGGGAACCACAGGCCGGUGACUUGACUAAUCAGCACCCUUUACUCAUGCAAUAUUAUUUGUUGCUCAUUUUUGAAAUUUGCUGUUCUUGCAUCUGCAAGAUGAAAAAUUCAAAACUGCUGCAAUUCUGUACUACCAAACAAUUAUUGUUUUAUUUGGAUAAUCUUUCAAAUAGUGGAUUCUGACUUUCUACUUAAGUCAAUAAAAUUAUAAGAAUCAUAGAAUCCCUGCAGUGUGGAAAUAGGCCCUUCGGCCCAACAAGUCCACAAUGAACCUCAGAGCAUCCCCCUAUAACCCACCUAAUCUACACCUCCCUGAACACUAUGGGCAAUUUAGCAUAGCCAAUCCACCUAACCUGCACAUCUUUGGACUAUGGGAGGAAACUGGAGCAGCCGGAGGAGACCCACGCAGACACGGGGAGAAUGUGCAAACUCCUCACAGGCAGUCGCCCAGAAUCAAACCUGGGUCCCUGGCGUUAUGAAGCAGCGGUGCAUCACCGUGCCACCCUCGUACUGUGUAAGAAAUCAUACUGUUAUUUCCUUAUUUUUAAUUGCACUGUAUUUUGUCUUUAUUUUCCCCCUUCGCUUUCAUU